Molecule: messenger RNA, 1290 nt
Organism: Exophiala bonariae
Lineage: Eukaryota; Fungi; Ascomycota; Eurotiomycetes; Chaetothyriales; Herpotrichiellaceae
Exons: 1
Coding region: 1-1290 (429 amino acids)
Cellular component (GO): cytosol; COP9 signalosome
Source: RefSeq, a predicted model, not a curated record
AUGGCGUCGCCCGAACUCACCGCAGCACUGGAGUCGGUGGAAGAUAGUUCGGUGGCAGUCAAGACAAGGACAUACACCGACCUACUUUCACGACUGACGACUUCGCCCUCUCGUUCAACUGAACAACAUGCUACUAAUCUCGUUACAUACACUGAUUCUCUGUUGACCUCGUCACUUGGAAUAAUCACGAUCCGUCCACUCCUAACAACCCUGAUCCAAUCUCUCGCCUCCUCUGCCUCAGAGGUCAAAGUCGCAGUUGGCUCCCAUCUCGCCGAAGCGCUCCAGUCACAGUUGGCGUCUUUUGAGGAACAAGAUGCCGCCGUCCGAGAGAUCCUGGCGGGGGGUUAUGAGGCGGAAGAGGAAUACAGCGCAGCAGCAAAAGCACUACAGGGGAUCAAUUUGGAUUCGACCCAGCGACAGGUCGACGAUCGCAAGAAAGUCGAAACAUGGAUCCGUAUUGUGAGGAACUACUUGGAGGAUGACGAUACUGUGGCGGCGGAGACUGGUCUGAAUAAAAUCAAGAAUGCUGCUGCUGCGGUACCGGUGUUGAAGGACAAUCCGGAUCUCAGACUUCACUACCAAUUGUCACAAGCACGGAUUCUGGAUUCUCGACGGGAUUUCCUGAAUGCAUCUGCAGAGUAUUUGAGUGUCUCUUUCAACAGCAUCGCCGACGAGGAUGACCGGAGAAGAGCUCUUUCAGCGGCCAUAAAGACGGCGAUUCUGGCACCUGCCGGCCCACAACGCAGUCGAACGUUGGCGAAGUUGUACAAGGAUGAGAGAUCCACUGAGACUGAGGAAUACGGCAUACUGGAGAAUAUGUUCCUCGACCGGCUACUGUCACCCACGGAAGUCGAAGCAUUUGCAGCGACUCUUGCUCCUCACCAGUUGGCCAAAACUGCUGACGGAAGCACAGUGUUGAGCAAAGCAGUCAUUGAGCACAACCUGCUCGCAACCAGUCGUUUGUAUGAGAACAUUACCACAGCUGCACUGGGACAGAUUUUGGGUCUCAAGGAUGGCAAAGAUGAGACAGCAGCGGAGAAAGCUGAAGACUACGCCGCUCGGAUGGUGGAACAAGGUCGUCUUCGAGGAGAGAUUGAUCAAAUUGCAGGAGUGAUCAUUUUCGAGACCGUUCCUGGAGUCGAAUUGCGUGGACCCACGAGGGACCUUCGCGAGUGGGAUUUAGGCGUGCAAGGGUUGGUUGAAGAUGUCGAACGCUAUACUGCGGGCAUUGCUGAAAGCUUUCCGGUGCGCUCCCUUCCUUGCAAUCUACAGUUGCACAGCAAAAGCUAA